UGUGCAUAACUCAUCGAUGACAUUGGCCGUGUAACAGCAGCGUAUUGCCUCUUUGAGCUUCAGCUUGCGUGUCUCUAGUAAGUGCAACAUGCUUGUUGACCAUGUCUGAUUGCUCUUUGAUUGAUAUCAGCCUGUUGGAGCCUUCACUCGUCACCCCACCUCUUGGACAACAGCCGAAAGCAUCCCCAGGAGCUUGUGAGCGAUGUCACAAAUACAAGGAGAAAUGCAACUUCGGGAUGGCGCAGAGAACAUGCUCCAGGUGCAUCGCGUUAGGUGAACAAUGCCGCCCGCGGCUAAGGAAACGCAUGGGACGCCGGCCUGUGGCCCAGCAGCUCCCCUACGGUGCCACCUCUGUCAUGCAUCUAGCCUUGGUCAAGGGGGACCACGAGGACACGGUGCAUCCUGCCGCUGGAGCCCGGGCUAUCUGUAAUGGCGUGAAGUAUGCCAACCCUGCCAAACGUCUCCGCAGCCGUCCAGGCAGACCAGACCCACAGUUCCCGCGCCCAAAUGCUCCGGUCCGUUUCGACCUCUGCAACCCUCCAUGCUUCCGCACUCUCCAGCCGCCGAUCCGGAGCUCCUGGCAAGUCAGCCAAGUGCUUGAAACCCCGGAAGGCUUUUUCGAGGCUCACCGCACCUUUCUGCUCGGUCCUAGUUUCGUGGGCGAAUUCCGGGCCGCGGUGCGACGAUUGUUCGCCCGCUCCCCACAGGUCCUUACCGAUGCCUAUUCCAUAGCCCUGAAACUGAUGGGUUCCCGCCAUGCAGCAUCCCCGAACAUUGACGAUUGUGAUUUGGCGAUCGGGGCCCACUGCCUCCAGAGAUUGACAGACGGCUCUUCGUCCAUUACGCACCCGGAGGAUGCUGCGGCGAUCCUCUUGAUGGGGCAGGCCGUGCUCGUCUAUAAUACCUUGAUACCGUCGCCGGCCACGCAGGUCAUCACGCGUGGUACGUUGCUAAGCGCCAAGCCAUGGUAUCCGGCCCUGAUGAAGCGGCCCUAUCUGAAUGCCGUGACUCUGGCGCCCGUCCUCAUGGACACGGUCGACUGCCUGAUCCGGAGGGAGAUACCAGUAAUUCGACUCCCAGUCCUGGAUGGCUGCGUUGUCGACAGAUUCUUAGGCGUAUGUUCAUCACUGCUUCCGCUUCUCUAUGAGCUAUGCGAGCGGAGCUACCACGCUAAGAUGAACAGCCUCGUGGACCAUGUGUCUCCUUGGGAUUCUGUCGAGGACAACGUUUACUCCGAGAUUGAAGGCAAGAUACGUGAAUGGACCCCGGAACUGCCCUCGUGCUUCUUCACAAGGUAUUCGGCACUGGAGGUCAGUGCCAUGCUGGCGCAGGCCCGAUCCUAUCGCAUCGCGGCCGUGCUUGUGAUCCACCGCCUGCGCUUCCCGUUAGGUAUCGAGGAUUUCGUAGCCCAACACCACGCGGACGACAUAUUGCGGGAGCUUUCCAUCCUGAACACAUGGCCGCCCGACGCAGCGACGGGGCUCGGCUUAGACUUCCCGCUCUUGGUGGCCACGCUGGAGCUGCCGGGCCCCGGGUCGGAUAUCUACAGGGCCUUUGAGCCACUUAGGUUUCGACGGCAGCACUCCGAUGAGAUCUUGGAUUUCAUCGACUUCGCUACUGCUGCACGAGGGACCGGGUAUCAGGGACUAUGGUUUGAUUUGGUACACAGCCGGUUACAUGGAGUUACGGUAACAUAAGACAAGAACGCCAGAGCUAUUCAUUGUGCAAUCAUUUCGAAGAAAGAAUUUAACAGGUCC
This is a messenger RNA of Truncatella angustata, 1757 nucleotides long. RefSeq lists its product as uncharacterized. Lineage: Eukaryota; Fungi; Ascomycota; Sordariomycetes; Amphisphaeriales; Sporocadaceae. Bases 102 to 1697 code for a protein of 531 amino acids. The record is from RefSeq and is a predicted model, not a curated record. Gene Ontology annotation, biological process: regulation of DNA-templated transcription. Gene Ontology annotation, molecular function: DNA-binding transcription factor activity, RNA polymerase II-specific; zinc ion binding. The transcript has a single exon.